Engraulis encrasicolus (European anchovy) is the source of this 2956-nucleotide messenger RNA. RefSeq names its product E3 ubiquitin-protein ligase TRIM35-like. The transcript is spliced from 8 exons. Gene Ontology annotation, biological process: protein ubiquitination. Bases 357 to 1898 code for a protein of 513 amino acids. Gene Ontology annotation, molecular function: zinc ion binding; protein binding; ubiquitin protein ligase activity. Gene Ontology annotation, cellular component: cytoplasm. The record is from RefSeq and is a predicted model, not a curated record. Lineage: Eukaryota; Metazoa; Chordata; Actinopteri; Clupeiformes; Engraulidae.
CUUCGCGCAGAGAAGAGGAUUGGCCUCCACGUUGGUUGCGAAUGGAACACCAAAACAAUCUCUCUGAAGUUUAUUGAUUUCUCUGUUGAAACGUCCAGGGAUAUGUUGUGCCAUUCUACAUGUCGUGACUCGUGCGUUCCUGCUAAAGUGAGUUUACUACAGUGUUACUCGAGAGCAAACACGUACUAACUCUGCUGUGCUUACAGUGUAGGCUACACAACUACUCAGAGCGUGAUGCCACCGCAGUAACUGAACCACGAAGGAGUUUGGUUCUCUUGAGUUCUCUGCACUGGGCAUCUCCAUGAGAAGGAGAAACCGAGAUUGAAAGACCAACUCCAAAGCCACACCAGAGAGAAAUGGCUUCAAGUUCAAUCACAUAUGAGGACCUGUCCUGUCCAGUGUGUAGAGGCAUUUUUAGAGACCCUGUCAUUCUCUCCUGUAGCCACAGCUUUUGCGAGGACUGUGUGAAAACCUCUUGGGACUGGGAGAGCAGCGGAGACAGGCAGUGUCCUGUGUGUAGGGCGUCUUCAGAAGGCCCGGCCCCCGUACGCAAUCUGCAUCUCAGGAACCUCUGUGAGACUUUCCAACAGGAGGGAAAUCGAAGAGGACUCCUGUGCAAACUCCACCGCUCAGAACUCAAGCUCUUCUGUAAAGACGACAAGCUGCUGAUCUGCCUGGUGUGUAGAGAGUCAAUGUUCCAUGAUAACCACAACGUCAGCCCCAUCAGUGAGGCAGCAGCUGAAUAUAUGGAGGAACUGAAGAGGAAACUUGAGGCCAUAGAGGCGGCGCCCCCUGACUGUAAACGAGCUAAAACAACCAAAAGGGACGACCCGGCUCAACACAUCCGAGAUGAACUGGCUCUCGUACUGCCGUCAUUUAAGGAGAAGCUGGAUGCCCUUGAAAAAGCUAAAGAAACAUUUGAUCAAACAGCCCAGCAUAUCCAGGUUCAGGCCCAACAGGCAGAGAAGCACAUCAAGGAGGUGUAUGAGCAGUUUCAUAACUAUCUACGUUUUCAAGAAGAGGGCUGGAUAGCUAAACUGAAGGAAGAAGAGGAGCAGAAGAGUCAGAUGAUGAAGGAAACGAUUGAAAAGAUGAGCAGAGAAAUCUCAUCUCUUUCAGACACCAUCAGAACCAUAGAGGACGCCUUGAAGUCUAAUGACGUCAGAUUUCAAAACCUCAAGUCAAUGGUGGAAAGAACUCUCUGCACUCGGCAUGAUCCAGAGAAGCUUCCACAAGGAGCUCUGAUCAAUGUGGCAAAGUAUCAGGGCAACUUUCACUACAGAGUCUGGGAGGAUUUGGGCAUGGUCUUUGUUGAAUAUGACCCUGUGAUUCUGGAUCCCAACACCGCGGGCAUGUAUAUCCGCCUGUCUGACGGCCUGACGGAGGUGAGCUACCACCCAGAGGGACACGAGCUUCCUGAUAACCCAGAGAGGUUCAUCGGACCGGACUGCGUGCUGGCCUCGGAGGGCUUUGACUCAGGGGCUCACUGCUUGGACGUGGAGGUUGAGCUCUCCGGUGAGUGGUCUGUGGGGCUGAAGACAGAGCGCUCCAGCAGGAAUGGAUUUGAUUCCAACUGGCUAGGAUUCUGGGGCAUUCACUAUGUUCACCUUGGGGUUAACUAUGGCGAAUACCAUGUUCGCUCUCCUGGCACGUCACCUAUUCCCCUCAAAGUGGACAAGGGACUUCGGAGAAUCAGAGUGCAGCUGGACUGGGACAGAGGAGAGCUGUCAAUCACUGACCUUAAGAACAACACACGCCUGCACACUUUCACACACACCUUCACAGAGAGGAUGUUUCCGUGCUUUAUGGCAUAUUGCUGCACUCUGCGGAUUGUGUCGGGGUGGCCUGUAAGAGAGAGACGGGCUUUCACAUGGUCCACAUCUCCGUAUUAUGUUUAGGACCGUUUAUGGCAACGAAUUUGUGCUCAGUCACAGUGUGCUCCACUCAUACCUACCAGAAAGCAGCACGAUCACUAACACUAUAACUGGUUUGAAAAGGUUACGGUGUUUAUCGAACAUGCUGUAGAGUCGUAGAGUUUCUACCCCAAGAAAAUGUGAAAACGCAGUAUAGAGAUGUGCAAUUUGUUUUAAUAUUUGUUUUAUUGGGCAUUUUAGCUUUUAUUCUUACAGGACAGUCAAAGAUGGAGACAGGAGAGAGACACACUGGAUAGGAUUUGCCUAUGAGUAAUGCCAGACUCGAACCUGUGUCGCCAUGGGCAUGCAAGCCCAGAUGUGGGGGGAUUAGCCCGCUGUGCAACAGCGCCCCCAAGAAGUGCAGUUUUAACACGAUAUGAGAACAUGAAUAAAGACCAACAGCAAAGUGUUUUGUAGUUCUGAGGCUUGGGCUUCAGGGCCCCCCUUGACUCUUGGGCCCAUGUGUCAGGGCCUGGUAAGUCCUUGCUGCAGUAACGGUGGAGCAGCUCAGGUAAACAUCAGACACCGUGUGCAGACUCUGCAGCAGAAACACAUUUUGUGUUUUCAGGCCAACCAGAACGGUGCCGGUGCUCAUUCCCGCUCCAGUUAUGUUCAGAACUUAAGUGCUUAAAUGUGAACCUUCCACAUUCAUACCAUACAGGUGACACCAUUUGUUACAGGGUUACCAUGUUAUUUACUGCUAUUCUGUUCUAUUGUGUUGUUUGGGUGUUAACAAUGUUGGUGUUUCCUGCUGAAUAUUUCUUAGUCAAAGUUGGUGGGGGGUUAGCAGAGAUGCCAACAGUUUUAAAAAGUAAAAAGGAAACAGUUUUAGGCGCAAUUGAGCAAAUGGUGUAUCAGGUUUAUAAUAUGUUGUGCUAGUGUAAUUUCCUUUUACCUGUACUUUUGACACCUCUGGUGGUUAAACGGUAUGUGACGAUAUGCAGCAUCCUUUUUUCGUUAAAUAUUACAUGAAACCCUACAAAAUGAACACCUUAUACAUUUGUCUUCAUAAAAUUUUGAAAUAAAUCAACUUUUGAAAUUCA